AUGGAGAAGUCGGAAACCGUGGACCAGGUUGAAGAUGUGGCAAAACUUCCCAUUGAGAAUGCCGACGAGGUCACGAUCACAAAAUCAAAGGCCAACGCCAGUGGAACUGUGAAGCUCUUGGCUGGCAAAAUUGUGUACAUUCCGUCUCCAACUGCUGACCCCAGAGACCCCCUGAACCGCAGCGCAUGGCAAAAGGGAAUGAUUGUUAUCGUCAUUUCUAUCUUCGCAACCGUCGGUCUCUCUCUCGUAUCCGGAUUCGGUGGCAUCAUGAACUUCUACAGCGAACAGUACCUCGCCGAGGGCAAGACUCAAGAGGACCUGACCCAUCUGACGAGCUACCCGGGCCUCACCAUGGGUAUCGGUAAUCUUAUUGGCAUGCCGCUGGCCUACUCUAUCGGUCGACGUCCUGUUCUUCUCGCUUCUACGGUCAUCCUGGUUCUCACAUCCGCGCUUUGUGCCACGGCGAAAACAUACGAGUGGCACCUAGCUGUGCGCCUGGUCAUGGGGCUUGCUGCCGGUCAGGCCGAGGCGUUGGUUCCAAUGAUCACUCAGGAAAUUUUCUUUUUGCAUGAGCGAGGCACGUACCUUAUGAUCCAAAACUCAUGUCAGUCGAUCAUUGCCGCCGUUUACAUACUCUUUGCUGGUCCGAUUGCUGGUGCUAUCGGCGCUGGUUGGUGGUAUGGUCUAGGAGCAUGCCUUUCAGGACUAACGCUCAUUCUCGCUUUCUUCUUUCUUCCGGAGACUAAGUAUGCUCGUCCUCUGUCUUCGUUCCAAGAGGCAAGAGGGAGUGAAGGAGAGCCUGAGACCAAAGAAGAUGUCGAGAUUGAGGUGGUUACUGAGAAGCCUCCUCUGGACUAUGAGCGUUAUGCCCCGCGUACGUGGAGGUCUGACCUGAGUUUAUGGAGUGGCGAACCUGAGUGGAGGAAGGGACUUGACAUGCUCAAAGACACGUUUUUGCUUUUAUGGUUCCCGAAUAUCUUCUGGGCCAUGGUCCUCAACGGCUUCGUCCUCGGAGUCAACGUUGCCAUUAGUGUUGUCUAUAGUACAAUUCUCACAUCUCCGCCGUACAACUGGCCCAACUCAUCACCCAGCUACGCUAAUUGUGGACAAAUCAUCACCUCGAUCGUUGCUGUCCCUGUCCUGGGAUAUGGCUCUGACAAGUUGAUUGCCUGGCAGGCCAAGCGUCGUGGUGGUAUCCACGAGCCCGAAGUCCGUCUUAUCCCGUUGAUUAUACCGAUCAUCAUAGGAACGUUCACCAGCGUCCUUUUUGGACAAGGCGGCUCUCAUCCCGAGCACUACCACUGGUUCCUCUAUGUGUGGACUAUUGCAGCUUACUACUUCGCCUUCAUCGCUGUCACCAUUCAAACUAUUACCUAUCUGCUUGACUGUUAUCCUCAGCGGUCUGGACCAAUCCUGAUUAUCAUUUGCGCCUUCCGCGGUAUCAUUGCCUUUGGUACCACCUACGCUAUAACGCCCUUCGUGCUGGGUUCGGGCUUCGAUUUGUCGUUUGGCAUAUAUGGUGUCCUCACCUUCGGUAUUGCUGCCAUAGGAAUUCCAGUCUAUAUCUGGGGUAAGCAGAUUCGCCAAUUCACAGGCCGCUGGGCUCAAGAUCCAGACAAGCGUUCGUAUUGA
Molecule: messenger RNA, 1632 nt
Organism: Penicillium canescens
Lineage: Eukaryota; Fungi; Ascomycota; Eurotiomycetes; Eurotiales; Aspergillaceae
Product: major facilitator superfamily domain-containing protein
Exons: 6
Coding region: 1-1632 (543 amino acids)
Biological process (GO): transmembrane transport
Cellular component (GO): membrane
Molecular function (GO): DNA binding; site-specific DNA-methyltransferase (cytosine-N4-specific) activity; transmembrane transporter activity
Source: RefSeq, a predicted model, not a curated record